Paramecium pentaurelia is the source of this 692-nucleotide messenger RNA. The record is from the annotation of a GenBank genome assembly. NCBI's taxonomy places the organism in Eukaryota, Ciliophora, Oligohymenophorea, Peniculida, Parameciidae.
AUGAAUAUAUCUAAUAUCAAUGAUCUAUCUCCUCUCAUAAAGUUAAAGGAAGAGUAGCAUUUCACAUUUCGUAGGCUUGAAUGUAAAGAUGUGCCAUAACUUCUACCUCUAAUGAUCAAUUAAUUUCUUAACUACAAUCCUGCAUUUCAGAUUUUAUAAAUCACCGAACAGGACAUUAAAAGUUGUUUUACACAAGAUCUUUUGUAAGAAUUUCAACUAAAUUUAUUAGUGAUUAGAUAAUUCAAGAAAAACUUUCAUUUGGAGCUUUUAAAAAUGAUAUGUUAGUUUCUGUAUGCUUAACUUAUGAUUUAGGAUCUAAUGAUACUUAAGAAGAUAAAUAGGAAAUAUUGCCAACAUAGAAAAUGCAAGAAAUUAUUAAAAUGAAUGAUAUACUAUUGGGCAAGUAUGCUGAUAAGAAGGAUAUCAAGUAGAAAUAAAUUGCAUAUAUGAGUCAUUUGGCCACAAAAUCUGAUUAUUUUAAUCAAUAAUUAGCAUUAUCAUGUUGCUUUUUAUCAAUUUAAGAAUGUAGUAAAUAUGGAUUUUAAUAAAUGAUCACUGUGGCUGAGCAUGUUGGUACCUAUAAAACAUUCUUGAAAAUUUUUAAAAAAAUUGAUAUCUUAAAAGAAAUCAAUGAAUUCAAAGAUUAACCAAUUAAUAUACAAGCUUUAGCUGGUUCAUUUACAUCUUCAUGA